AUGUCCAGGGCUCGAGUCUACGCAGACAUCAACGUCCACCGCCCUAGAGAUUACUGGGAUUACGAAUCUCUCACGCUUCAAUGGGGUGAUCAAGAUGACUACGAGGUUGUUCGGAAGGUUGGCAGAGGAAAAUACAGUGAGGUCUUUGAAGGUGUAAAUGUUACCAACAAUGAAAAAUGCGUGAUCAAGAUCCUUAAACCGGUGAAGAAAAAGAAGAUAAAGAGGGAAAUAAAGAUACUACAGAAUCUUUGUGGAGGUCCAAAUAUUGUGAAGCUGCUUGAUAUUGUCCGGGAUGACCACUCAAAAACUCCUAGCUUGAUCUUUGAAUAUGUGAACAGUGCAGAUUUCAAAGUGUUGUACCCCACAUUGACAGAUUACGACAUUCGCUACUAUAUAUAUGAACUUCUCAAGGCAUUGGAUUACUGCCAUUCGCAGGGCAUAAUACAUCGAGAUGUCAAACCUCACAAUGUUAUGAUCGAUCAUGAGCUGCGAAAACUUCGCUUGAUUGAUUGGGGUCUCGCUGAAUUCUACCAUCCUGGCAAAGAGUACAAUGUCCGUGUAGCUUCAAGGCACUAUAAGGGGCCUGAACUCCUUGUUGAUUUGCAAGACUAUGACUAUUCUUUAGACUUGUGGAGCCUUGGCUGUAUGUUUGCAGGAAUGAUCUUUCGGAAGGAACAAUUCUUCUAUGGUCAUGACAAUCAUGACCAGCUAGUGAAAAUUGCUAAGGUUCUUGGAACGGACGAAUUAAAUGCAUAUUUGAAUAAAUAUCACCUUGUCCUUGAUCCUCAGCUCGAUGCUCUUGUUGGAAGGCACAGCAGGAAACCGUGGUCAAGAUUUAUCAAUGUGGAUAAUCAACAUCUGGUUUCUCCAGAGGCCAUUGAUUUUCUAGAUAAGCUUCUUCGAUAUGAUCACCAGGAAAGGCUUACAGCAGGAGAAGCAAUGGCACAUCCAUAUUUCUCCCAAGUGAGAAGUGCAGAAAAUAGCCGGAUGCGGACUCAGUAA
This is a messenger RNA of Prunus armeniaca (apricot), 1002 nucleotides long. The record is from the annotation of a GenBank genome assembly. NCBI's taxonomy places the organism in Eukaryota, Viridiplantae, Streptophyta, Magnoliopsida, Rosales, Rosaceae.